Lotus japonicus is the source of this 1388-nucleotide messenger RNA. RefSeq names its product ATP synthase subunit gamma, mitochondrial. The transcript has 9 exons. The record is from RefSeq and is a predicted model, not a curated record. Gene Ontology annotation, biological process: proton motive force-driven ATP synthesis. The coding region runs from base 156 to 1118 and encodes 320 amino acids. Lineage: Eukaryota; Viridiplantae; Streptophyta; Magnoliopsida; Fabales; Fabaceae. Gene Ontology annotation, molecular function: proton-transporting ATP synthase activity, rotational mechanism.
UUUUUGUGACAACACAAUACAAGUGAGUGAGUCUCUUUGAAAUUAAAGAGGUCAGAGUUUCAUUUCAGCUCCCUUGGAACAAUAACAAAAACACAAAGGUAAAAUUGCAGUGUAGCACUAGCUAGGGUUUCCGAACAACGAAUCAUCAUCCUUCAAUGGCGAUGGCUGCUGCUCUUCGACGCGAGGGGAAGCGUUUGGCUCCUCUCAUCUCUCCCCUACCAAUCCGAUCCUCUCCCAUUUCUCCAGACCAAACCCUCAAUGGAUUCCGCUCCAUUUCAACUCAAAUUGUUCGAAACCGGAUGAAGAGUGUCAAGAAUAUCCAGAAAAUCACCAAGGCCAUGAAGAUGGUUGCCGCGUCUAAGCUACGCGCUGUUCAAACCAGAGCUGAAAAUUCACGUGGGUUGUGGCAGCCCUUCACGGCCCUUCUGGGUGAUGCUACAAGUGUUGACGUCAAGAAGAACGUCAUUGUUACCGUUUCAUCUGACAAAGGUCUUUGCGGUGGAAUCAAUUCCACAUCCGUGAAGAUAAGCAGGGCUUUAAGCAAAUUGAAUGCGGGGCCUGAUAAAGAGACAAAGUAUGUCAUAUUGGGCGAGAAAGCUAAAGCUCAGCUGAUUCGUGACUCCAAGCAAGACAUUCUGCUCUCAUUAACUGAGUUGCAGAAAAAUCCUCUGAAUUACACUCAGGUGUCAGUCUUGGCAGAUGACAUUCUAAAGAAUGUUGAGUUCGAUGCAUUGAGGAUCGUGUUCAACAAAUUUCAUUCAGUUGUACAGUUUUAUCCAACUGUGUCAACUGUACUAUCUCCUGAGAUUGUCGAGAGAGAGACUGAAUCUGGAGGAAUGCUUGGGGAAUUGGAUUCAUAUGAGAUUGAAGGUGGUGAUUCAAAAUCAGAAAUUCUUCAGAAUCUGUCUGAGUUCCAGUUUUCUUGUGUCAUGUUCAAUGCGGUGUUGGAGAAUGCUUGCAGUGAGCAAGGAGCAAGGAUGUCUGCUAUGGACAGCUCUAGCAGGAAUGCUGGGGAUAUGCUUGAUCGUCUGACCCUCACCUAUAACAGAACUCGUCAAGCAUCAAUUACCACUGAAUUGAUUGAGAUUAUCUCUGGAGCUUCAGCGCUGGAAGGUUAAUUGCGGUGAAGCAAUCUGUAUUAUAUUUAACGAUGACGAUAUUAAGAUAAUAUCAGUGGGUUCUUUUGAAAUUGCUGGUUCAACAUUUUUUUUAAUCUUACGAGACUUCUGUAAUAAUUGUCCCAAUAUAAGUCCUGUGUUGGGGAUUUCCUGGCCGACCAGAUUUUUCUGGAAUUAUGGUUUUUGAUGUUGAGAUGGAGUCUCUUUUUUAACCCGAAUGACUCAUAAGAUUUUUCAUUUUCUAAUAAUGAUUGGCCUUCGUUUCUCGCA